Molecule: messenger RNA, 3442 nt
Organism: Doryrhamphus excisus (bluestripe pipefish)
Lineage: Eukaryota; Metazoa; Chordata; Actinopteri; Syngnathiformes; Syngnathidae
Gene: ncapg
Product: non-SMC condensin I complex, subunit G
Biological process (GO): mitotic chromosome condensation
Cellular component (GO): condensed chromosome; condensin complex; cytoplasm
Source: RefSeq, a predicted model, not a curated record
UGCAACGAUUGUUCAAUUUGAAAACAGGCGGUAGUGGUCUGCGGUGCUAGCAAACAAAUCGAAAAGGUAGUUCUAUUUAAUUCCCAAACUAACAACUUAUUUUAAAGUUUAACGUCGCGAUUUAAAAUGUUGUUUGUUUAAAAAUAUAAUUUUUUGACGAGGCGUCUCUUUGGAGCUUUAGAUAUUAACAUUUACACGUUACGUUUUUACGUUGUAUUAGUUUUUAACAAGCAAGCACGACGGGAAGUUAGCUAGUGAUACACAAGAGACAGAAGUGAAAACAGCCCGCAGUUCUUUAAAGUUCGGUUUUGGUUGUAUAGAAAGAAAACAUGGAUGCAGACAACGAAAUAGACGUCAAGGAGGCGUUUCAGCGCGCCCAGAAAAGCCACAACAACAAGGCGAAGCUGGUGGCCAGCCUGAAAAGCCGCUACAACAAGCUCGAAGACAAGACUUCAUUCCACGAGGAUUUUGUCAACUGCUUGAAACAUGCCAUGAUUGUCUACAAGCGUGAGCCCACUGUGGAAAAUGUCAUUGAAUUCGCUGCGAGGUUUGCCACAAGUUUCCAAGCUGCCCCUAAAGCCGAAGAGGAAGAAGAAAAACGUGAGGAGGAGGAAGAUGAAGAGGAAGAAGACGAUCAUCCUUUUUUGAGUUUCAUUUUCAACUUUCUGCUAGAGUCUCACAAGGCCAGCAGCCAUGCGGUGCGCUUUCGUGUGUGCCAACUGAUCAACAAACUGCUGGGCAGCAUGGCUGAGAACGCUCAGAUCAACGACGACCUCUUCGACCGCAUCCAUCAAGCCAUGCUAGUUCGUGUCACGGACAAGUUUCCCAACGUGCGGAUACAGGCCGCCUUGGCCAUGACCCGACUGCAGCAACCAAGUGAUCCUGACUGUCCCACCAUCAAAGCCUUCAUGUUGAUCCUGGAGAAUGACACCAAUGCUGAGGUGAGACGCGCCGUCCUCUCCUGCAUUGCCAUGUCUCCUCGCACUUUGCCCAAAGUACUAAAACGCACCCGUGAUGUCAAAGAGAAUGUUCGCAAGUUAGCCUACCAGGUCCUGGCUGAUAAAGUUCAUGUUAAAGCUCUGACCAUUGCGCAGAGAGUGAGUCUGCUAGAGCACGGACUCCAUGACACAUCAGAAGCCGUGAAGGAGGUGGUUUGCUCCCGUCUGCUGCCUGUCUGGUUGCUCCGUCUGGAUGGAAAUGUGGUGGAGCUUCUCUAUAGGCUGGAUGUGGAGAACUGUGCCGAAACGGCUCUAGAAACGCUGAAAGCCAUAUUCAAAGACAUGGCUGCUGACGAGUUGCUGCAGAACAGAAUACAACUGGACAACAGGAAGCUGAUCCCAAUGGACUCUCUGACAUGUGAGAAUGUGCUUUACUGGCGAGCUCUGUGCGAGUUCAUCAAGGGAAAAGGAGAUGAUGGUGAUGAAAUGUUGGAGCGAGUGUUACCAGAUGCUGCUACGUACCCAGACUAUCUCUCCGGGUAUUUGCAGAGAGUACCGGUGCUGUCGGAGGAGCAGAGGGCUGACUUGAACCAGCUGGAGUUGGCGAUGACCAAGACGUUCAUCUCCCAACAGCUCAUCCAUCUAAUCAGCUGCCUGGACACCAACGAGGAGGGUGGCAGGAAGCGUGUUCUGGCCGUGCUGCAGGAGAUGUUGGCCCUGUCCCAGACGCCCUCCUCGCUGGUGGUCUUGGUCACAGAAAAGCUCCUCACACUCGUGUCUGACGAUCACAGACGCAUUCAGAUUGUCGCAGAAAUCAUCUCCGACCUGCGGGUGCCAAUCACAGAAGCGAGUCAGCCACUGGAUGAGAAUUUGAGCCGUCGCCAGCAGGUUCAGCUAGCAGAGGUGAAGGUGCGGAUUUUGGAGGCCAAACAAGCCUUGGAGGAGUGCAUUGCAGGACAGGAUUUCAAUCGUGCUGCCGAGCUGAAGGAGUCCAUCACAGAGCUGGAGAAGGAGCACAAGGUCAUCCAAGAGCGUGCUCAGCCGGCCGACAUUGAGAUCCCCACUGAGAAGAACGACCCAGAAACUCUGCUGAGGUGUCUGAUGAUGUGUGCUGAGCUGCUGAAGCAGAUCAACUUGAAGAACAGAAUCGCCCCAACAAUAAGCGCCUUGAUGUCAUCACUGAUUCUGCCCAGCAUUGCCAGUGUUCACCCCGCUGUCCGUAGUAUGGCGGUGGUCUGUCUCGGUACAUGUGCUCUGCACUGCAUGGACUUUGCCAAGACCCACAUGGUCCUCCUGCUACAGAUUGCGCAGCUCGACGACGUCAAGAUUCGUAUCAGCGCGCUGCGAGCCGUCAUCGAUCUGCUGCUGCUGUUCGGCUUCCAGUUGCUCUCGGAACCCGCGGCUGGUCAGAAGUCAGCAGAGAGGAUGGAGGAAGAGGAGGAGGGAGAAGUGGCUAAGGAUACAGCUCAGAGCAUCAUGGUGAUGCUGUCAGAGUUGCUGGAUAAUGAGGUGGCGGAGCUGCGUACAGAGGCGGCAGAGGGCCUGGCCAAACUGAUGUACAACGGCCGCAUGUCCAGUGCCAAGAUUCUCUCCCGUUUGAUUCUGCUGUGGUACAACCCAGUCACAGAGGACGACACCCGCCUCCGACACUGCCUGGGCGUCUUUUUCCAGCUCUACUCUCGCGAGAGCAGGGCUCACCAGGAAGUUGUCGAGGAGAGUUUCCUUCUGACUGUACACACUCUGUUGAAUGCUCCCGCCACGUCCCCUCUCGCGGAGGUGGAUGUGAACAACGUGGUCGAGCUGCUGGUGGAACUGACUCGUCCGAGCGCACUCGUGAAGCGCUCAGCUAACACGGAGGAAGUGUGCGUCCAUGACUACUUGGCGGUGCGCAUAUGCGGGGAGAUGCUAAAGGACCCCACCGCCCCCGGGGUGCGUCUGUACGCCAAGACACUCAACCACCUUGAGCUUAGCAGAGACGAGACGGUCAAGAAAGACCUGCUGUCGCUUCUGCAGCAGCUUGUCCAGGUGGUGAAGGACCGCAUCUGUCUCCGAGCUCUGGAGAAGAUGAUUUCUUACCUGGUGGAUUCCAAAGAACAAGCCGAGCUCCUGAACGCCACCGCACUGCAGCCACUGGAUGUCAACGCUGAUGAAACGGCAAUGGAAUGUCCAUCUAAAUCAGCCAAAAAAGACAAAAGGGGUCAAAGGAAGGUGUGUACAGCCAAAGGAGGCAGAAAACCAAGCAAGUCAUCAGAGGAGAGCGACGGAGAAAACGUUCCUGACUCGGUCCCUGCGGUGCGACCUUCACGUAGGGCCAAGACUGCAGCCCUGGAGAAGACAAAACUGGAUCUAAAUCCCCUCAUCAACCAGGAGGCUAAUAUUUCUUAGAAAAUAAAAUAACAGUGUACAAAUUUAUAUUGUUUAAGUACACAGUAGAUCAUACAUUUAUUCCGGUAAGAUUACUUGUAUAUGGUAAAUUGAACAAAAAUAAAGGUGCAUGUAAUAAA